Messenger RNA from Choloepus didactylus (southern two-toed sloth), 1305 nucleotides. It is a transcript of the gene ERLIN1, whose product is annotated as ER lipid raft associated 1. Gene Ontology annotation, cellular component: endoplasmic reticulum; endoplasmic reticulum membrane. Bases 140 to 1165 code for a protein of 341 amino acids. Lineage: Eukaryota; Metazoa; Chordata; Mammalia; Pilosa; Megalonychidae. Gene Ontology annotation, biological process: SREBP signaling pathway. The record is from RefSeq and is a predicted model, not a curated record. The transcript is spliced from 10 exons. Gene Ontology annotation, molecular function: cholesterol binding; ubiquitin protein ligase binding.
CGGCCUCUGGCAGUGGGGUUGGCGAGGGUGAAGCGGUCUCGGCUAGAAGGGAAAAAUUAGAGGAAAGGAACGCCGGACUUCCCGGCUCGGCCUGCGGGAGGGCGCUCGGCUUCCGGAGGGAAAGGGAGGAAACUGAAGGAUGUGUGUCUGUCACUCACGGCACUGGGGGUCCUUUCCUCCCUCGUUCAGGAGGAACAAGGAUGAAUAUGACUCAAGCCCGUGUGCUGGUGACUGCAUUGGUGGGGCUGGUGGUUGUCCUCCUCUAUGCCUCCAUCCACAAGAUCGAGGAAGGACACCUGGCUGUGUAUUACAGACAACACUGCAAACUGAUGAAGUUAAAAAUGUGCCUUGUGGAACAAGUGGUGGGGUCAUGAUCUAUAUUGACCGAAUAGAAGUGGUUAAUAUGUUGGCUCCUUAUGCAGUGUUUGAUAUCGUAAGGAACUACACUGCAGAUUAUGACAAGACUUUAAUCUUUAAUAAAAUACACCAUGAGCUGAACCAGUUUUGCAGUGCCCAUACACUUCAAGAAGUUUACAUUGAAUUAUUUGAUCAAAUAGAUGAAAACCUGAAGCAAGCUCUGCAAAAAGAUUUAAACUUCAUGGCCCCAGGUCUCACUAUACAGGCUGUGCGUGUCACAAAACCUAAAAUCCCAGAAGCCAUAAGAAGAAAUUUUGAGUUAAUGGAGGCUGAGAAGACAAAACUUCUUAUAGCUGCACAGAAACAAAAGGUUGUGGAAAAAGAAGCUGAGACAGAGAGGAAAAAGGCUGUUAUAGAAGCAGAGAAGAUUGCGCAAGUGGCAAAAAUUCGUUUUCAGCAGAAGGUGAUGGAGAAAGAAACUGAAAAGCGCAUUUCUGAAAUUGAAGAUGCUGCAUUCCUGGCCCGAGAGAAGGCGAAAGCAGAUGCUGAGUAUUAUGCUGCACACAAAUAUGCCACCUCAAACAAGCACAAAUUGACACCGGAAUAUCUGGAGCUCAAAAAGUACGAGGCCAUUGCUUCUAACAGUAAGAUCUACUUUGGCAGCAGCAUCCCUAGCAUGUUCGUGGACUCCUCCUGUGCUUUGAAAUACUCAGAUGCUAGGACUGGAAGAGAAAGUACUCUUCUCUCUAAGGAGGCUCUCGAACCCUCUGGAGAGCGCCCCAUCCAAAACAAGGAGAGCACAGGUUGAUGCAAGAGGUGGAAAUGUUCUCCCAUAUCAAGAUGCAGCCCAAGGGGUUAAGUGGGAACAAUGGUUAUAUGGCUUCUUCAGAUUUACAGAGAACUCGUGCUCCGUGUGUUCUGCCUCUCCUGUGAUAAUCCUGGUUUAUC